Molecule: messenger RNA, 939 nt
Organism: Candoia aspera
Lineage: Eukaryota; Metazoa; Chordata; Lepidosauria; Squamata; Candoiidae
Product: olfactory receptor 8H3-like
Exons: 1
Coding region: 1-939 (312 amino acids)
Biological process (GO): G protein-coupled receptor signaling pathway
Cellular component (GO): membrane
Molecular function (GO): G protein-coupled receptor activity; olfactory receptor activity; odorant binding
Source: RefSeq, a predicted model, not a curated record
AUGGAAAUAGAAAAUCAAAGUACCACAAUAACUUCCUUUGUCCUUUGGGGAUUUUCCUAUAACUUGCCAGUGAAUAUCUUCCUCUUCUUUGCAUUCCUCUUUAUUUAUGCCCUAACUUUACUGGGAAAUAUCGUGAUCAUGGUUGUUACAAGUCAUCUCCCAAGCCCCAUGUACUUUUUUCUGGCUCAUCUGGCUUUUCUUGAUAUCUGCUUUUCUUCCGUCACUGUGCCUAAGCUCUUAGAGAUUUUGACUGUAAAGCAGACAAUUUCAUAUUCUGGCUGUUUUGCCCAAAUGUUCUUCAUACUUCUGACAGGAAGCAAUGAAACUUGCAUUCUUGCAGCUAUGGCCUAUGACCGAUAUGCUGCCAUUUGCAAACCUCUCCAUUAUAUAAAAAUUAUGAACAAAGCAUGCUGUAGAUGGCUGGUUGGUGGUGGAUGGGCAAUGGCUUUUUCAUAUGCCUUGAUAAACACAUUUUCUGUUUUGAAGCUGGGUUUCUGUGGACCAAAUUUUAUCAGGGAUUUCAGCUGUGAAUUUCCAUCUCUACUUGCCUUAUCUUGCACAGACACACUCUUCAGUUGGAUAGUAUUCCUCAUCACUGGUAGUACCCUUGUCAUAUCUUCAUUGACUGUGAUUCUCUUUUCCUACAUUCAUAUAAUCCAAACUAUCCUGAAGCUGAACUCCGCAAAAGCAAAAAGAAAAACUUUCUCUACCUGUAGUGCUCACCUCAUUGUUGUGGUUUUGUAUUAUAGCACUGGAUGUUUUAGGAAUCUUAGGCCCAGCUCAGCUUCCUCAAUUAUUGUGGAUGGACUCUUCUCCGUUCAGUAUAGCAUCUCAACACCCAUGCUGAACCCCCUUAUCUACAGCCUGAAAAACAGGGAAGUGAAGGAAGCCAUCAAAAAGCUAAUGGGCUACAAACCGUUGAAUUCUCGUACUGUGUAA